GCUCUUAAGCUGGGCAAGUUCAGUCGUUCAGAACGAGCUCUCAAAUACGGUUCGGAGUGUGAAGUGUUCAGAUCAAUAACAAAACCAUGCGAUCGUUGCUGUUUACCGCUUUGGUGGUAAUGAUUGCCUGUGCAUUAGUACAAUGUGAGGAAUCUUGUUUGCAAUACAUUGAUUCUUUGGAACAAAUUCAUCAACAACUCAUAAAUGAAGCACAUAAUCACAAUUACAAUAUGCAAGUAUACGGCGGAAAAUCAUACGUAUCGAGAACUAGUUACAUUCUCAAAAUGCUGAAUGCUGAAAUAAGUGCAGCUCAACAAGAGAGUUACUAUGGCAGUUAUAGUCAUAACAAAUAUAACAAAAAUGGCAGAGGAAAACCAACAAAUGGAUGUAAAGAAUUAGAGGAUGAAAUUCUGACCAAGAGCAGAGAGUUCGGAAUUGAAAAGAUUGGACUGGAGGAUAAUUUGCAGCGGCUAAGGAAAGUCUUGCAAUAUCAGCAAGAUAAGAGCAACUUUUAUUUCCAGGAGAAUGAAGAAUGUAAGCUACAGAAAUACUAUAGCGAGGGAAACAAAACAGAACUGGAAGCCGAGAUACAAACCUUGAAAGCGAAUCGUGCCAAGCUGGAAAAAACAAUCAAAAGUCUAAAUGUGACCGUUCAUAAACUUGAAAGUGACAAGAAAAAACUGCAGGCUAAAAUCAACGCAAAUUCACCGGCCAUCCACGGAACAACUGGAAUUGAAUAUCCCAUCGGGGCACGUGAAAUCGUCGGUACCACAUCUUCAACAACAACAACCGAAGCUUCCGCUGCAGUGCAAAACGUAACAAGUGAAACGAGUUCUGGAGAUGAUGUAGGUUCAGACCAAACUUCCGUCAUCCCGGAUAUAGAUUUGAGAAAUAGUGCUAGUUAAAAAAUAAAUCUAUGAAGCAUACUAAUGAAAAGACA
This is a messenger RNA of Aedes aegypti (yellow fever mosquito), 940 nucleotides long. RefSeq lists its product as uncharacterized. Bases 87 to 905 code for a protein of 272 amino acids. Lineage: Eukaryota; Metazoa; Arthropoda; Insecta; Diptera; Culicidae. The record is from RefSeq and is a predicted model, not a curated record. The transcript has a single exon.